Mus pahari (shrew mouse) is the source of this 1359-nucleotide messenger RNA. RefSeq names its product phosphatidylinositol specific phospholipase C X domain containing 1 (gene Plcxd1). Gene Ontology annotation, molecular function: phosphoric diester hydrolase activity. Bases 118 to 1155 code for a protein of 345 amino acids. The transcript is spliced from 8 exons. Gene Ontology annotation, biological process: lipid metabolic process. NCBI's taxonomy places the organism in Eukaryota, Metazoa, Chordata, Mammalia, Rodentia, Muridae. The record is from RefSeq and is a predicted model, not a curated record.
UACACACGCAUGACUUACUGCGCUGGCAGUGGAGUCUGAUUGGGUGCCUGAUGCUAGCCUGGCCAGCCUGAAGAUUGAGCCCUUCAGAGUUGGUCCCCACCCCACCCCUUACCCCUGAUGCAGGGACUAGAGCCAAGCAGGGCAGGAGGGGUGAGUGAAGUCUGCUGCUCAGUGCAUAAGAACGUGUUGACCGUCCCAGAGCACACAGUAGGCACCGAAGUUGAAGCCCCCAUGGGAGACCAGGCAGACUGGAUGUCGCAGCUGUGCCCGCAGCUGUGGGAUGUCCCCCUGCACCACCUGUCCAUCCCAGGGAGCCACGACACGAUGACAUACUGCCUGAACCGUAAGUCUCCGAUCUCCCGUGCAAGUUCGCGGCUACUGCACCUGUUGGGCCGGGUCGUGCCAUUCAUCACCGGGCCCGUGGUGAUGAAAUGGUCGGUCACGCAGACCCUGGACGUGACACAGCAGCUGGAUGCUGGCGUGCGGUACCUGGACCUGCGGAUCGCGCAUGCACCAGAGGGCUCUGCACGGAACCUGUGCUUUGUGCACAUGAUGUACACAAAGGCGCUGGUGGAGGACACCCUCACUGAGAUAGCUGAGUGGCUGCAAUUGCACCCCCGCGAAGUGGUCAUCUUGGCCUGCAGGAACUUCGAGGGGAUGACCUGUGAGUUGCACGACUAUCUCGUGGGCUGCAUCAUGAACAUUUUUGGAGAAAUGCUGUGUCCCAGUGGGGAAGUCCCCACACUGAGGCAGCUGUGGGCAUGCGGGCAGCAAGUCAUCGUGUCCUAUGAGGACGAGGCCACAGUCAGCCGCUAUGAUCAGCUGUGGCCUGCGAUCCCAUACUGGUGGGGGAAUGCAGUAAAGACAGAUGUGCUGCUGCGGUUCCUGGAGACCAUGAAGGGCCAAGGCCGCCCAGAUGGUCUGUUCGUUGCUGGCAUCAACAUCACUGAGAACCUGUGUUACAUCCUCUUGCACCCAGUGGACUCCCUGCAGGAGAUGACACGCCGCAGCCUCCCCCUCAUGGCUGAGUGGGUACGUGCACAACAGCCGGGGCAGAGCCCUCACUGCACCAACAUCAUCGCAGGCGACUUCGUGGAUGCAGAUGGCUUCGUGAGUGAGGUUAUCGGUCUGAAUCGCAAACUGCUGUCUCCCUAACUGCCACACACCCAAGACGGGUAUCACCACUUCUGAGCACUUCACGCAGCCCAGAGACCUGCAGACCCAGCAGACCAGGGACCCAGAAUGUUCUGCUCUCAUGCUGCUGUGUUGCAGAACACACGGUGGCCACGUAUGUGUCACUUCUGUUCCCAUCACCAGGUGCUCAGGCCUCCAUUGAUUAACGGAUUUUGAAGUAAUGCA